UUACCUCCAGGAUGACACUCCGGUAAUGACUACUUCUGAGGACCAAAUACAGGAUCACUGCCAUUAUCAGGGCUAUGUGAUGGAUGAUGAAGAAUCAUUGGUCAGUGUUAGCACCUGUUCAGGGGUAAGUGGGGUCAUCGUGACACAUGGCCACAAGUUCUUGAUUGAACCCUUGAAUCCAUCCGAUAAUGGGGAACAUGUUAUGUAUGAGGCAGAGAUGGAUAUUCCUAAAACGUGUGGAGUGAUGAGUACAGAGGAUACCUAUAAGAACAUUUCACUUUCCAUGCAAACUGAUCAGGAAACACAUGACAACAUUUUGACUUCUCAGAAGUAUAUAGAGCUUUACAUAGUGGCUGAUAAGUCUAUGUUUGAGACCUAUGGCCGUAAUUUAUCACUGGUCAAAAAGAAAAUAUUUGAAAUUGUAAAUUAUGUCAAUAAGGUAUACAAGCUGGUAAGUAUCUUCGUGGCUCUUACUGGAAUUGAAAUUUGGGAAACAAAGGACCAGAUUGAAAUGAGUUCAGUGGUUGGAGAAAACCUGGCUCGCUUUGCUAUGUGGAGGCAGCAGAAUCUCCUGCCCAGGGUGACACAUGACAAUGCUGUGCUCAUCACACACAUAGAUUUUGUAGGUACUGUUGUUGGACUGGGCUAUAUUGGUACAAUGUGCAGCAGCGCCUAUUCUGCGGCGGUCAUCCAGGAUUUUAGUACAUUUUCUGCCAUUGUUGGUGCCACAUUAGCGCAUGAAAUGGGACACAACCUUGGAAUGGACCAUGAUGAGAUUGGCUGUUCUUGCCCCUAUGGGGUUUGCAUUAUGGCAACAGCGCUCAGCAGUAAAAUUCCCGACCAUUUCAGCGAAUGUAGCCUUAAACAACUCGGGACGUUUCUUCUGAAUCACCAUCCAGAGUGUAUGAUGAACAAGCCCAAUAAGAAGACUAUUGUAGCUCCAGCUGUCUGCGGAAACGGGUUCACGGAACUGGGGGAGGACUGUGACUGCGGAACAGAGCAGGAGUGCACCAAUCCUUGCUGUAAUGCUGCUACCUGUAAACUGCGGGCUUAUGCUAUGUGUGCGGAAGGGGCCUGCUGUGAGCGCUGCCAGAUCAAGACAACUGGAACUGUGUGCAGACCCAGCAGCAGUGAAGACUGUGAUCUUCCAGCGACAUGUGAUGGGACCUCUAAUGUCUGCCCCAGGAACCGUCAGAAAGGCAAUGGAGUGCCCUGCAAAGAUGGUCAGGGGUACUGUUAUAACGGCCGGUGUCCUACCCGGAGGGAUCAGUGCACACAUUUCUGGGGACCAGGGGCUGUAGUCAGUGAGGAUUUAUGUUACACAUUUAACACAAAAGGCACAUUUUACGGACACUGUACUCAAUAUAACAAGACCUAUGUGGCAUGUGACAAGGCGGAUGUGAAGUGUGGCGUGCUGUUUUGCUUUGGUGGUACAAGCAUUCCUACAGUCUUAAGUAGCACUUUCUCCUUUUUGGUAUGCAAAGCUGUCAUGGCUCCCAUUGGUAUGGUGGAAAAUGGGACACAGUGCGGAGACAGGAUGGUCUGCUUCAAUGGGAAGUGCCUAGCCACGGAUACUGUGUAUACCACCCACUGAUAUUAAGAAAUUUGUUCACUCACCUUAAAGUUGGAGCCAUAAUGCAAGAUUCAGCCUGGCAUUGGCAGUUAUCAUCGUGGUUCAUUCCCAAGUUGUGCCCCAUUUCAUGGGCAAGAGUUGCACCUACGCCAAUAAAUUCAGCAGUGU
Hyla sarda is the source of this 1741-nucleotide messenger RNA. RefSeq names its product zinc metalloproteinase-disintegrin-like crotastatin. The transcript is spliced from 15 exons. Bases 26 to 1594 code for a protein of 522 amino acids. Gene Ontology annotation, molecular function: metalloendopeptidase activity. Gene Ontology annotation, cellular component: plasma membrane. Gene Ontology annotation, biological process: proteolysis. Lineage: Eukaryota; Metazoa; Chordata; Amphibia; Anura; Hylidae. The record is from RefSeq and is a predicted model, not a curated record.